This is a messenger RNA of Protopterus annectens (West African lungfish), 6095 nucleotides long. RefSeq names its product engulfment and cell motility 1 (gene ELMO1). Bases 351 to 2579 code for a protein of 742 amino acids. NCBI's taxonomy places the organism in Eukaryota, Metazoa, Chordata, Ceratodontiformes, Protopteridae. Gene Ontology annotation, cellular component: guanyl-nucleotide exchange factor complex; plasma membrane. Gene Ontology annotation, biological process: cell motility; actin filament organization. The transcript is spliced from 24 exons. The record is from RefSeq and is a predicted model, not a curated record.
GAGAGGAAGUCGGCGCCGUCCUGCAGAGUGCAGGCCAACAGAACGACAUAAGCGACAAACUACUAUGGUCACAGGAGUUACUUUCUUGUUUGGGGAAGCGACAGGAGCCUACAUUAAGACCCAAGUUACAGAUGCCAGCUUCCUUCUGGUACAGUGACCUGUCAUUACCUUUUAAGUCUUGACAGACCUGUGGUUUGCAACAAGCAGAUGCUGGAAUGGUGUAAAGGAGGUGCUGUGUAAAGUUCAGUUCCCGCUGGAGCAGCUUCAGAUAUAUGGUGUAAAAAAGAGCGGAUUAUUCCCAUUCCCAGGAGUUCUUUUUCCUGUUCUGUGAGGGCUACUAAAUAACCACAAUGCCGCCUCCUGCUGAUACAGUGAAGGUGGCCAUAGAGUGGCCUGGGGCCUUUCCAAAGCUCAUGGAGAUAGAUCAGAAAAAGCCAUUGUCUGCCAUCAUUAAAGAAGUUUGUGAUGGGUGGUCUCUAUCGGGUCAUGAAAGCUAUGCCUUGCAGCAUGCAGAUGGCAAAAAUUCCUACAUUACAGAAAAGAAUCGAAAUGAAAUUAAAAAUGGAGCAAUACUACGAUUAACUACCUCACCGGCACAAAAUGCACAGCAACUUUAUGAGCGGAUCCAGUCCUCAAGUAUGGAUGCAAAAAUGGAAGCACUGAAGGAUCUAGCUAGUUACUCAGGAGACGUCACCUUUGCACAGGAAUUUAUAAACCUAGACGGCAUCACAUUGUUAACACAGAUGAUAGAAAGUGGCACAGAACGAUAUCAGAAAUUACAGAAGAUAAUGAAGCUCUGUGUCGGAGAUAUGCUGUGCCAUACAUUGACUGCAUUUGUUGAACUGAUGGAUCAUGGAAUUGUUUCCUGGGAUACAUUCUCAGUUGCAUUUGUUAAAAAGAUAGCAAGUUUUGUUAACAAAUCUGCGAUGGAUGUUUCAGUAUUGCAAAGAUCCCUAACAAUCUUGGAAUGCAUGGUAUUAAACAGCAAUGAUUUGUAUCAGAAGGUUGCACAAGAGAUAACAAUUGGGCAACUGAUAACUCAUUUGCAAGGGGACGACGGAUAUAUUCAGACAUGUGCCAUUGCACUAAUAAAUGCACUUUUCCUUAAAACCCCUGAUGAAAAGAGACAGCUUGAUUGUGAUGACAGUGUUAACAUCAUUGAUUGUCCUCUUACUGAAAUGGCAAACAUUUUGGCCCAGAAGCAGUUACGUCACAUCAUUCUGUCUAAUGUCAUUCGAUCAAACCGAACCAUAAGUAGAGAGAUGUGUCAUCAGCUUUAUGUUCUACAAGUGCUGACAUUCAACCUUCUUGAAGACAGAAUGAUGACAAAAAUGGAUCCUCAAGAUCAGGCCCAAAGAGAUAUUAUUUUUGAGCUUCGAAGGAUUGCUUUUGAUGUUGAGUCUGAACCCAACAACAGCAGUGGUAACAUUGAGAAAAGAAAAUCUAUGUAUACACGAGACUAUAAAAAGCUUGGAUUCAUUAAUCAUGUAAAUCCAGCUGUAGAUUUUACACAGAUUCCUCCUGGAAUGCUUGCCCUGGAUAAUAUGUUGUACUUUGCAAAGCAUCACCAUGAUUCCUAUAUUAGGAUUGUACUGGAAAACAGUAGUAGAGAGGACAAGCAUGAAUGCCCCUUUGGUCGUAGUAGCAUAGAGCUAACAAAAAUGCUUUGUGAAAUUUUGAAAGUGGGAGAACCACCUGGUGAGACCUGCAAUGACUUCCACCCCAUGUUCUUUACUCAUGAUAGAGCAUUUGAGGAAUUUUUCUGCAUUUGCAUUCAGCUUCUUAACAAGACAUGGAAAGAGAUGAGAGCCACUUCUGAAGACUUCAAUAAGGUUAUGCAGGUGGUGAGAGAGCAGAUCAUGAGAGCACUGAAUGCCAAGCCUAAUUCCCUUGAUCAGUUCAAAAGCAAGCUUCAAAACCUGAGCUAUACUGAAAUCCUGAAAAUUCGUCAGUCUGAAAGAAUGAACCAGGAGGACUUCAGGUCUCCCCCAGUUCUGGAGUUAAAGGACAAGAUAACGCCUGAAAUAAUGGAACUAAUCAAACAGCAGCGCUUAAACAGGCUCAUUGAAGGGACGUGCUUUAGAAAAAUUAGCAACAGAAGACGACAAGACAAAUUAUGGUAUUGCCGGCUUUCACCCAAUCACAAGGUUCUGCACUAUGGAGAUUUAGAGGAAUGUCCCCAAGGAGAAGUUCCACAUGAUUCUCUGCAAGAAAAGCUGCCUGUGGCUGAUAUCAAAGCAAUCGUAACAGGGAAGGACUGUCCACAUAUGAAGGAAAAAGGAGCACAUAAGCAAAAUAAGGAGGUACUAGACUUGGCAUUUUCAAUCCUGUAUGACCCAGAAGAGUCGCUGAAUUUCAUUGCUCCUGACAAGCAUGAAUACUGUAUAUGGACAGAUGGGCUUAACGCUCUCCUUGGAAAAGAUAUGUCAAGUGAACAGACCAGAACAGACCUGGAUACGCUCCUUAGUAUGGAAAUGAAGCUCCGUCUCCUUGACCUAGAGAACAUUCAGAUUCCCGAGGUCCCACCCCCUAUCCCAAAAGAGCCAAGUAACUAUGAUUUUGUUUACGAUGGCAACUGAAGAGCAAAAUAUAGCGGCUUGAACUGGAUAUACUGAAAACUGGACAUGAAAACUAUCCUUAUUCUAUGUUUUUUCUACUUCCAUUCCUUUUGCAGCCCAUUAUUUUUUGCUUUAAAUAUAAUCUUUGACUGAUACCUUAAUAAAUGUUUACUUUAACUACAGUCUGCCUGGUUAGAGUGAAAAAGCCAUGAAAGGUUACAGGCCUCCUACUGUCUCCUCCAUAACCCCAUUGUAAUAAACAGUUUGGGGCGAGUCUUUAGGGAGGCUGUGUUUUAAAAAUGCCACGGAGGACCAGCAAUACUAGGAAAUGCACUUCACAAUUCUUCAGAUUUUUUGUUUGUAAAUAUGAAUUCAGAGAAAACAAUGAAAAUGUAAGUUUCCAACUUCGAUAUGUAAGUUAUGAACUGUUGUAAACCUGAAAAAAGUGGCACUUUUCUUUAGUGUUGCAUUUGGCAGCUAUUUUCUGGAACAUGAAAUGAAGGGCUGGUUAGCAACUGUUGUAAAAUGUCUUAUCAGUUACCUGUAUUUGUAUAGUCCAAUGUCACUGUUUUUCUUGUUGUCCAUUUUUUUUUGCUAAAUUGCAUUGCAGUCUUUUAAAGUAGUUUCAUCUGUCAUCCAUUUCCUAUAGGAAACUGCACAGUUAACCCUCAUUGUAUGUGCAUAUGAGUAUUGCCCAACUCUGUAUGAGGCACUUUGGAUCUUGUGUAAUGUCAGCUGCCAUGGAACAAAGUCCUGCCUGACUUUGAAUGCAUUCCACUGUACAUGAAGUCUCUUCUUGUCAUGGAAUUUGGGGGAAAAUGAAUUUACUAUGUUGUGCUUUCUACAGCCAAAUCUGCUGAAUCUUGCAAUAAGUAGUUAAUGUGAGUGUAAGACAUGCCAUGCAAUACAUCUCUCGAGAGGGCUGUAGUGUGAGUUUACCCUUGGCCAUUUAAAGCAACAAGUGUAUGUUGGUGAUAACUGUACUUUAGAUUGCUUUAGACCACCCCUUAUUUCCUGUUUUGUGUUUCCUUCUGACGUCUGAUUUACUGCAUCUUUUAUACUGUAUAUAAAAUGCAAAUAUGUCCUGCCUCAUGCAGAGUUUUUCCUUAAUAUUGUAUGUCCAUAAACAACUACUCUUAAAGUUUAUUGUUAUCACUUUUCCUGGACCUUUUGGAUGUAUAAAUGAGAUGAAUAUAGUGAAGAUCCUUGUGACAACCUUUUAAAAAGGGGCACACUUAACCAUUUGACAUCAUAUUUUAUUAUCAACCACUCAAGAUUUUUACAGAUUCUUAGCUCCUGUAAAAUUGUUUUAAUGCAAAAAAAAAAUUCAGUUCUCCCUACCUUAAACCAUGCAUGUCCUCCAGAGCCCCAUGUGACCCUUACAGUUUCACCCUGUCUUUCUCAACCAUUUUCAUUAUUCCACAUCAUCCCUUUGGAGACCUUCCUUUCGUGGAUGAGUUUGCAUUUUUUUAAACCCUGUUUCUUGAGAGAGUGGUAUUGGAGGGUGAGAUCCGUGAAGACUGUUCAAUUGUCCUCCACUGCUGGUUGUUUUUUUCUCUUGCAUUACUUCCUGCCCAUUUCAGCCAGCCAGGACACACUGACACAGCAGAGCCUGUUGUGCUGGGAUACAAGUGUAUGCACAUUUCACUAACCCAGCCUUGCUAAUGUGCAUAUGUAGUUCUUUGUGGGCAAAAAGUCCCAUCCUCAAGAUUGAGCAGGGCCCCUCCGUUCAAUAAGUGGGGUUAUGCACUAAGACCUACUCUCUUCCCUUCUACAAUGUUGGGUUAGUGAAUGUCAGCCAUUCACUUACAUCCCUCUCUUGCUUACUGCCGUAGCACCUGACACUAUUAAUCAAACGAGGUUGUCAGGGCCGCAAUCAGUGUGCCUUCCCUCUGCACCAUGCAGCUAGUAUAUUUCUUAUUGUGAAAUUAAAAUGUUAACUUGCUAGUUUCAUUUCAUUGUUUUUUGAUAUAACCAGUUGAAUGCUCUCUGCUUUUAUAUGAAGACUUUAUACAUCUCUUAUUGUGUACAUCUGAGCCAUUAGGUUUGCUUCCUAAAUGGUCAGCUGCUUGGAUUACACUACUUGCUUUGCACUCCCAGAGUGGUGGUUACUUACAGUUUAAUACUUAAUAUUCUUUGUUCACAGGCAAGUACUAAGCUACUACAAGCCUAGCCAGCAACCAGAGGUCAGACUCAAACCUUGUAUCUCUGAGAUAAAGACCUUAACCAUUAUACGAACUCCUCCCUUUAUUGCAUAUUGAAGACUGUGAUGAGUCAUGGGUUUUAGGUGGAAUUCCUAGGAGCAGGGACACGCAUGCUUCUUAAGAUUGUAUUAAUAAAGUGAGCGGACAGUAUUUUGUUAGAGGAAUGACUGAAAUAAAUGCGUGUAUUGGUAUGUUCUAAGGAAUGCUAACAGUCAUUGAACAAAUGAUUCUAAAAACUAAGAGUGGCAUUUAGCCAUCUCUUUUUAAGGGACUGUCAAACCUAUAUUAAAAGAUAAUGAAGUAGAUUGUAGGUUGGAGAAAAGAUGCUAUUUAUCCAGCUAAUAAGGGGCAGCCUAAAGCACAGCAAGGUUAAGAACAUUUUUUCUCCUCAUCUAGUGCUAUUGUUACAUAUGUGCAAGCAAUAAAAAUAACUUUUUUUUCUUCUCAAGCAUUAUGAUAUUGUCGUAGGCUUUUUCCUCAUUCUCUGUACUUGAAUUAAUGCUGUAGGGGUCCACCUAUUAUUCAUUUUUGCUUUACCAGUUUGCUGUGUGGAUAUUGGCUGCACAGUAGAUUCAGUGGAGCUGUCUGUUGUUGCAUAGGUGUUUUUUUUUGUGUUAUAUCCUGACCAUUUUCCUAUCCCUUUGAAAGAUCAUGACUUUACUGUCAGUACAGAAGGCUAUGGGAUGUCUGGUUGUAGUGGCACAUGCAACUCCCCCAGUCAUACUGGGGGGCAUCAGUCAGGCAGCAGAAGUCCUUCCUUUUCUUGGAAUGAGCCAGGUGUUAGCCACACACUUUAUUUAUUUAUUUAUUUAUUUUUAACUCUUGUUGACCAUCUAGCAACCGGGCUGUAAAUUAAACCUGAAUUACCAUCAUAACAGGUGGAUACCUUUGUUAAAAGGGGCAUUUCUUAACAGUUGUUUUAUCUCCUUUUAUUCCCUCCUAAUGCUAAUAGAGAAAGCACACCACUUGGUGUCGGUAAUAAUGAUUCAUUCAACGACAUACUGCAGCAGCUGAUAAGGCAAGGCACUAUGACUUUAAGGAUUCUAAAACAAAUUUGGAGUGGUGAUGAGCAAACAUGGUGAAGAAUAAAGUAAGUUUAACUAAUGAACUGCCAAGCAACCAGUAUUAUAUCAUGUUGUGAUGUUAUAGUAUUGGCAAAGGAAUAGUUUUUGUAUAAUGAAGAAAAUGCUUAUAACUUUUUGGCUACUAUGUAUUUAAAAGAAAAAGAGUAACAUAUAAUGUAUGUAUCUUCCAUUUUUUGGUUGUUUUGGUUAAAAUCAUUUGCCUGGAGAACACUUUUCAAUCUGUUGUUUACAAUUAAAUUUUGAUUAUA